AAACCCAUAACUCUUCUUUCCUCUUUUCUUCUCCUGCUAACGGUAGUUUUGACGCCGGUAGUUUUUCUCUCCGUCUAUUGAUUUUUCCCGCUUCACAAUCACAACAAACCCAAAGAAGAAUGUCUCGUGUGGUCGCAGCAGACGACAAUAUGGCGUUGCCGUUCUUCUCGCCGGAGUUUGGCAAUGUCUCAGGCGCUUCGUCUUCUCCAACGACGUUCGCACAGCUCUUGCAAAACGUCGACGACACGACGCGUCGUAGUCAUGACCAGCAUCACGUUGAUGUGGAUCUCACCUCGCCGGACCAAUCCGUACCGUUCGUUCUCUCGUUCACCGAUCUCACUUACAGCGUCAAAGUUCGCCGGAAGUUCACAUGGAGACGCAGCGUUUCUUCAGAUCCCGGAGCUCCGUCUGAAGGGAUCUUCUCUUCCAAAACGAAAACGCUCCUCAACGGAAUCUCCGGGGAGGCUAGAGACGGAGAGAUACUAGCUGUGCUCGGAGCAAGUGGCUCCGGAAAAUCCACGCUGAUCGAUGCGUUAGCGAAUCGAAUUGCUAAAGGAAGCUUGAAAGGAAACGUAACUCUAAACGGAGAAGUUCUCAAUUCGAAAAUGCAGAAAGCUAUCUCAGCUUAUGUGAUGCAAGACGAUCUUCUUUUUCCGAUGCUUACAGUUGAAGAAACCUUAAUGUUCGCCGCUGAGUUUCGUCUCCCGCGAAGCCUGUCGAAAUCAAAGAAGAGUCUCCGUGUUCAAGCCUUGAUUGAUCAAUUAGGACUAAGAAACGCGGCGAAUACCGUGAUCGGAGAUGAAGGCCACCGUGGAAUCUCUGGAGGAGAGAGGCGGCGAGUUUCAAUCGGAAUUGAUAUCAUCCAUGAUCCGAUUCUGCUUUUCCUCGAUGAACCAACCUCUGGUCUUGACUCUACAAGUGCUCUAAGUGUCAUUAAGGUUCUUAAACGAAUCGCUCAGAGUGGAAGUAUGGUGAUCAUGACUCUUCAUCAACCUAGUUACCGUCUUCUUCGAUUGCUUGAUCGUCUUCUCUUCUUGUCCCGUGGCCAAACUGUCUUCAGCGGAUCGCCUGCGAUGCUACCUCGCUUCUUUGCUGAGUUUGGCCACCCAAUUCCCGAACACGAAAACCGCACUGAGUUCGCUUUGGAUUUGAUCCGUGAGCUGGAAGGAUCAGCUGGUGGAACAAGAAGUUUAGUUGAAUUCAACAAAAGUUUUAGACAGAGGAAAGCAGAGCCGAGAACUCAGACGGGUCUGUCCUUAAAAGAAGCCAUUAGUGCAAGCAUCUCCAAAGGGAAGCUCGUCUCUGGAGCAACGACAACUACAACUCCUGGCUCGAGCCCUGUUUCCACCAUUCCAACAUUUGCAAACCCGUUUUGGGUCGAACUCGCGGUUCUAGCCAAACGGUCCAUGACUAAUUCUCGCAGACAGCCUGAACUAUUUGGGAUACGUCUAGGAGCUGUUUUAGUCACUGGAUUCAUCUUAGCCACAAUGUUUUGGCAGCUAGAUAAUUCCCCCAAAGGAGUCCAAGAACGCCUUGGAUGCUUCGCCUUUGCAAUGUCCACAACGUUCUACACUUGCGCAGAUGCUCUCCCCGUUUUCCUCCAAGAACGUUUCAUUUUUAUGAGAGAAACCGCUUAUAACGCUUACCGAAGAUCCUCCUAUGUACUCUCUCACUCACUCGUUGCCCUCCCUUCCUUGAUCAUCCUCUCGCUUGCUUUCGCAGCAAUCACGUUUUGGGGUGUGGGCUUAGAUGGAGGUCUCAUGGGUUUCCUCUUCUACUUCCUAGUAAUCUUAGCCUCUUUCUGGGCUGGAAGCUCAUUCGUCACCUUCUUAUCAGGUGUUGUCCCUCAUGUCAUGCUCGGUUACACCAUUGUGGUAGCCAUCUUAGCCUACUUCUUGCUUUUCAGUGGAUUCUUCAUCAACCGAGAUAGAAUCCCUGGCUACUGGAUCUGGUUCCAUUACAUAUCUUUAGUCAAGUACCCUUACGAAGCUGUGCUCCUAAACGAAUUCGGUGACCCAACAAAGUGUUUUGUCAGAGGAGUUCAGAUAUUCGACAACACACCUCUCGUUGCGGUGCCUCAGGGGAUGAAAGUUAGGCUUCUAGCAACUAUGAGUAAAUCACUUGGGAUGAGGAUCACAAGCUCUACUUGCUUGACCACAGGGUAUGACAUUUUGCAGCAGCAAGGCGUUACGGAUCUCACAAAAUGGAAUUGCUUGUGGGUCACGGUCGCUUGGGGCUUCUUCUUUCGAAUCUUGUUCUACUUUUCUCUGCUUUUGGGUAGCAAGAACAAGAGGAGGUAAAAACAAAACUCAGUUUUAUCUUAUGGAGGACUGAUUUGAAACUUUGGUUUACCUUUGUUUGUUUUCUGUAUUUUUCUUUUAUUUCUUUGUUGUAAAUUCUUAUUUGUGGUUGAUAAAUUGUUGAAACUACU
Molecule: messenger RNA, 2431 nt
Organism: Arabidopsis arenosa
Lineage: Eukaryota; Viridiplantae; Streptophyta; Magnoliopsida; Brassicales; Brassicaceae
Source: the annotation of a GenBank genome assembly